This is a messenger RNA of Botrytis fragariae, 1608 nucleotides long. RefSeq names its product putative 3-ketosteroid reductase protein. NCBI's taxonomy places the organism in Eukaryota, Fungi, Ascomycota, Leotiomycetes, Helotiales, Sclerotiniaceae. Bases 1 to 1608 code for a protein of 535 amino acids. Gene Ontology annotation, molecular function: 3-beta-hydroxysteroid 3-dehydrogenase (NADP+) activity. The transcript is spliced from 2 exons. Gene Ontology annotation, cellular component: endoplasmic reticulum membrane; lipid droplet; mitochondrial outer membrane. Gene Ontology annotation, biological process: ergosterol biosynthetic process. The record is from RefSeq and is a predicted model, not a curated record.
AUGGGAUUACCACCAUGGGAGACAAGUGAAAGUCAGACUUUUGCUUUGAUAACAGGCGCAAACAGCGGUCUAGGUUUUGCCGUUGCUUCCAGAUUAAUCGAUGAAUUCCUGACUUCAUCCGAUACUCCUCCUACUAAACAUUUAAUUCUUAUCCUUUGCACACGUACACCGCUGAAGACACGAUUCACAAUCUCUCGCUUGCGUGCCCAUCUACGAAAACUGGUCGACUACUCUAAAUUCGCAGAUUCACAACGAGCGAGAGCUAAGUCUCAGGGAAAUGUAUAUAGAUGGCAGGACAUGGUUGCUCGAGUCCAUUUUCUUGGGGUUGAAGUCGACUUGUGUGACUUGAAAAGUGUAUAUGCCCUUACCGAUAGGCUUAUCAAUGGAACUAUUGGUAGCCCAGAUGCUACAACAAUGGAUGGUCUCCGAUUACCCGAAGGCUCUCCUGGUACCUCCACUUAUUCCGCAGAUGUUAAACAAGAUAGAUGGGCAUUGAGCCAGAAGGAAGGGUCUGAUGGCGAGCAAAGAUCUUGGGGGUGGGGAUUGAGCGGAAUUAGGAUACCAAGGUUGGAUGUCGUAGUCUUGAACGCAGGGAUAGGAGGAUGGUCAGGAAUCGAUUGGCCAAAGGCUAUAUGGACUGUCUUGACAGAUAUGACGGAAGCUGUAACAUGGCCAACUUACAAGCUUGCGGAAGUUGGAGCUAUAACCAAACCUCAACUAUCCUCUGCCUCUCCAAAACAAGCCAAACCCUCGGAUGAUGAAGCUACGCAGCCUUUAAUCAACGGCGAAACUCCAGAAGAGCCACUUCUCGGGGCAACAUUUUGUUCUAACGUUUUUGGACAUUAUAUUCUCGCACACGAAUUGAUGCCUUUACUAUCACGAACAUCUUCUCCUUCGGCCACUACCAGCGGAAGAAUAAUAUGGGUAUCUAGUAUCGAGGCACAAGCACAACAUUUUGAUGAAGAUGACCUACAAGGUUUGGAAAGCCACAAGCCAUACGAAAGCUCCAAGCGUCUUACAGAUGUUCUCGUCCUUUCAAGAAAACUACGAGCAGCAGGCAAAGCCUCCUCUUCAUGGUUCGAUUGUUCCGACGUUCACGUGGAGGACCCUCAAUCGGAGGGAGAACCGCCAGCGAAAUUGAUAAAACCUAAAAUGUACGUGGUUCAACCUGGAAUUUUCGUUUCGGAAAUCCUGCCAUUGAAUUUCUUGUUGGUAUUUAUCUACAGAUGGAUCUUCUACCUUGUAAGAUGGAUGGGAAGCCAAUGGCAUACCAUUGAACCUUACACUGCUGCUGUAGCACCGGUCUGGGUAGCAUUAUCUCCCGACGAUGUUCUAGAUAACAUGGAUGGGACAGCUUCGAAAUGGGGAUCGGCUACAGAUGCAAGUGGGAAGGAACGUGUUAUACGAACCGAAGUUCCUGGUUGGGGAUGGGAAGGCAAAACUCCAAAGACGAUUGAUACUGGGGAGAGAAGAAAAGGGAGACAAAGAGAUGCGGUACCAUUGACAAGGGAAGCGAGAGAAGAUUUUGAGGUCUUGGGUGUUAAGUGUUGGACGGAGAUGGAGAAUUUGAGGAAGGAAUGGGAGGGACUUUUGAAAGUUAAGAAAUGA